AAAUUUCUUUAAAUUCCUGUUUGAAAAUUUUUCAUUUGAAAUAGGUUUCUUUUAGAUGGCAUCACCGGAAUAUUCUAGAAAUUUUAUUUUUUUCAUUUGAAUUUUUUCUGCACGUCCGCCAAAACACGCCACGCAUGCGCUUUUUCGCCGUUUCUGGUUUUAGCAGAGACGUUGCAGUAUUUCUGUGGUUAUAAUACCAAAAAAAUUUUUUAGUUUUUCUAUCUAUUUUAUUGGUGUUAUUUACAAAUCCAGACAUAAUAAUGGCUCUUCCAAGGUGCUACUUUGACAUGACUGCCGACGGUGAACCUGUUGGAAGAAUAGUUUUUGAACUACGAUCAGAUGUAGUUCCCAAAACAGCAGAAAACUUCAGAGCUUUAUGUACUGGAGAGAAGGGUUUUGGAUAUAAGGGAAGCAUUUUCCACAGGGUUAUUCCUAAUUUUAUGUGCCAAGCUGGUGAUUUCACUAAUCAUAACGGCACUGGAGGACGUUCCAUUUAUGGUGAUAGGUUUGAAGAUGAAAACUUCACACUGAAGCAUACAGGCCCUGGAAUCUUAUCCAUGGCAAAUGCUGGUCCAAACACUAAUGGGUCCCAGUUUUUCAUCACAACAGUAAAAACUGCCUGGUUAGAUGGAAAACAUGUUGUCUUUGGACAAGUAGUAGAAGGUAUGGAUGUUGUAAAAAAAAUUGAAGGCUAUGGAAGCCAAAGCGGCAAAACCACCAAGACAAUCGCUAUUGCUGAUUCAAAUCAACUGUAGGCCCUUUCUGGCCUUUAAACUGACGGCAACUUUCAUUCCAUGUUUUCUCUUGCAACAUGAUUUAAUUAAGUACGGAUUUAAAAAUUGUAUAAUUUUUUGCUACUUAUUUCUUUUUUAAUUUAUAUAAGUACAAUGUGGAUUUUUUUUACUUAGAAAAGUUCAUGUUAGUCAUACCUUAUGAGGAACUAACAUACUGGAUAUUCUAGUAUAUUUCCUUAACUUGUUUGUAUGAUCUGAUCUUCUAAUAUGUAUUCUCUGCAUUUUUAGCUGGUCUGUAACUUUUGCCUUUUAAUUUUCCCCCAUCUCUAGAGUAGCAUUCUUGUGACCUUAAAUAAAGACAUUUAAUGUUC
This is a messenger RNA of Parasteatoda tepidariorum (common house spider), 1105 nucleotides long. Its product is annotated as peptidyl-prolyl cis-trans isomerase. Gene Ontology annotation, molecular function: peptidyl-prolyl cis-trans isomerase activity; cyclosporin A binding. Gene Ontology annotation, cellular component: cytoplasm. The record is from RefSeq and is a predicted model, not a curated record. Gene Ontology annotation, biological process: protein folding; protein peptidyl-prolyl isomerization. NCBI's taxonomy places the organism in Eukaryota, Metazoa, Arthropoda, Arachnida, Araneae, Theridiidae.